CAGCAAGAGUUCAGUACGUUUCCACCAAUAGCAAGCGCGAGGGGGAAAAGACUGGGCUAGUUUUGAAGUUAAAGUAGAUAACUGUGAUUCUAAGGUGAUUUUGAUCCCUGGUUAACCUAUUUAAUCCCAUCGGUCACAAUAGUGACCGUAAAAAACGUUUUCAGUUAUAAGGCUCUAAACACGUUACUGAAUGAUGUAUCAAUGCAUUUCCAGCAAAUAUUGCGAUAAUAAAGGGUCUCAAUGAAAGAUGUGCAGUGUCACAUGUUUAGUGUAAAUUGUCACAUGACCAGAGCUGUUUACUUCCUGGUUGCACCAUGAGAAGAGGAUGGCUGCAUCAAAGCUCCCAAACAAAAGUUUCACUUUGAGUCAAGUUCUGGAUAUGUUGGAUCUAGGUGACCACCCAGACAAGCCAUGCAACAUUGUAGUUAUCCCUCAAAAUGAGAAAGAUGCUGUCCUCAGUGAUUGUGAUAGUGAUGGGUCAGAUAUGGACUAUGAGGGGGAGACAGGCCAUUUGCCAGCCAGGCUGUUGAAUGUAUAUGCUGAACCUAUGCAAACAGAUCAUGACAGGAACAACGUUAUCAGUGAUGAUGACCUACCCCUCACAACCCCCCCUCCUCCCCCAUCCACCACGCUCCCCCACCCCUCCCCCCCGUUGAUAAUGAAGAGCCAACGGCCUCUACUCGCCAGAGGGUCCAGUCAGAAGAGCCAAGGGCAAAGCUGCAGGUCGUCAAAAAUAAGGAUUGAGUGUUCAAACGAUCGAAGAGGCCUGCCACCGCUGUGAUUCCAAAACACAUUGUAUACAGCCCAAAUGCUGCAGAAUGUGUCAAACAAAGCUGUCCCAACCCAAUGGAUGUUUUCCUACUAAUGUAUCCACCCACCCUAAGAGAGAUCACCAUUGAAAUGUCCAACCUCUACUCCACCCAGACCAAGGACAAGCAACUGUAUCUGAGUAUGGAUGAGCUCCUUACAUUCUAUGGGAUCCUUAUCACAUCUGGGUACAGCUCUGUUCCAAGAAGACACAUGUACUGGUCACUUGACAGUGAUGUACACAAUGAAAGGAUUUCAGAUUCAAUGCGGAGAAAUCGCUUUGAUGAAAUAAUGGCCUCAGUUCAUGUGGUUGACAACACAAAGAUCACUGACAACCCAUUUUUUAAGGUUAGGCCCAUCUUCUCUGAGCUCAAUCAGUCAUACAAAGUCAUGCCAUUUCAGGAAUGGCUGUCAGUGGAUGAGAGCAUGAUCCGAUACUAUGGCCGACAUGGAUGUAAGCAAUUCAUUAGAGGUAAACCAAUCCGUUUUGGUUACAAGCUAUGGAGCCUUGCCUCAUCCAGUGGUUACAUGUAUCACAUGGAGCCAUAUGGUGGAUCCCACACACUCCUCCCUGAGACUGGGCUGGGUCAGGGACCCAGUGUCGUUCUCGGUCUUGCAGAGCAAUCUCAGGUGCCUCAAGGUUGCAAGUUCCUUCAUGACAACCUCUUCACUUCGCUUGCACUCCUCGAUGAAAUGACAAAAAGAGGAUAUGGGAGCUCUGGAACGAUGAGGCAGAAUCGUCUGUUUGAUGUCCCAUUCAAGCCACAGAAGGACUUCAUGAAGUUACCCCGGGGAACCUCUGAGGUUCUGACCCAAGGAGACAAGUUGCUGGUCCGUUGGAAAGACAAUAACAUUGUCACAGUGGCAACAAACGUGGAGGAGAAAUACAGUGAGACCUCUGUCAAGAGAUGGAACAAGGAGCGACGUGCCUUUGUCAAAGUCCCACAACCAAAAUGCAUCAACCGAUACAAUGAGCACAUGGGUGGUGUUGAACCUCACAACCUACAGGUUUCAAGAUACCAUAUCUCGAUCAGGUCUAAGAAGUGGUGGUGGCCCAUCUUUGCAUGGUCUCUCAACAGUGCACUCGUAAACAGCCAUUUCUUUUAAAGAGACGUUAUGGGAGGGACCAUCGACCUGCUCACCUUCUCACGGAUAGUGGCACAGUCUCUUAUGCAAAAGUUUGGCCCGAAACCACUGAGCCACGGAAGGAGAUCUCUACUGGCUGCUCCUGUUGAAGAUCAGGCAAGAUAUGACAAAGCUUCUCACUGGCCAAUCAACGCAAUGCACCGGUUCCAGAGAUGUCGUCAUUGUGACAAACGCACUACCUAUGCAUGUGAAAAAUACAAAGUGCCACUGCACAUUGAGUGCUUCAAGAUAUACCAUGGACAGGUGAAGGAGAUAGGAGUGAAUGAAAAAGCCAAUAAAAGAAAAAUAGAAAAGUCGAUAAAGGGUGAGGUGAAGCAGUACAACGGACUCUAGGAAGAAAAGAAAAGUAGACGAAAAAGACAACCAAAAUGACUGAAAUGUUUUUGGGAAAAAAGGUCAAUUAGGUCUGACUGAUCACAGUUCAAAAUAGUGAUGCACAAACUAAUCGUGCACUUGGUUCAGAAGCCUACCUCUAUGAUAUAUAUUAUUUUGUCCAGUGUAGGCUUCUACUUGAAUGCAUAUUCUACAGGCUACCUCUAUCCUAAAUGUUCCCUGUAUGUUCAAUGUGAAUGAAUAACACAACUGCUAUACAGUUGUUAGUGAAUGUUGCACUAAAAUGUCACAAUGACAAUGUUACAAUGAGUAUUGCACUAAAGUACAAGUUCAAAUGUUACAAUAAAGUUACAAUGUUAAUGUUUCAAUACAUGUUACAAUAAAGUAACAAUGUUACAAUGUAUGUUACAAUAAAGUAACAAUGUUGAAAUACGUU
Messenger RNA from Salvelinus fontinalis (brook trout), 2722 nucleotides. Its product is annotated as piggyBac transposable element-derived protein 3-like. Bases 847 to 1914 code for a protein of 355 amino acids. The record is from RefSeq and is a predicted model, not a curated record. The transcript has 2 exons. Lineage: Eukaryota; Metazoa; Chordata; Actinopteri; Salmoniformes; Salmonidae. Gene Ontology annotation, molecular function: sequence-specific DNA binding.